Molecule: messenger RNA, 714 nt
Organism: Bathycoccus prasinos
Lineage: Eukaryota; Viridiplantae; Chlorophyta; Mamiellophyceae; Mamiellales; Bathycoccaceae
Product: thioredoxin peroxidase
Exons: 2
Coding region: 1-714 (237 amino acids)
Biological process (GO): response to oxidative stress; cell redox homeostasis; hydrogen peroxide catabolic process
Molecular function (GO): thioredoxin peroxidase activity
Source: RefSeq, a predicted model, not a curated record
AUGAACGCAUCUGCCACGCUCUCUGCUUCCCGCGUCAUCGGGGGAACAUCUUUUACUAGAAAAUCCUCCUCCUCUUCUUUGCAGAAAACAACGCCGAGAAGAAGAAGAGGUAACGUUUCGGUGAAUGCGCGAUUGGUCGGUAACCCGGCGCCGCACUUUGAAGGCGAAGCCGUCAUAGACCAAGAGUUUGAGACCAUCUCUUUGGACCAAUACAAAGGCAAGAAAUAUGUCGUCUUGUUCUUUUACCCGUUGGAUUUCACUUUCGUCUGCCCGACUGAAAUCACCGCCUUUAGCGACCGAUACGAGGAGUUCUCUAAAUUGGACUGCGAAAUCAUCGGGUGCUCGGUCGAUUCCAAGUUCUCUCACUUGGCGUGGAUCCAAACCGAAAGAAACGAAGGCGGCUUGGGCGACAUUGAGUACCCGUUGCUCUCGGAUUUGAAGCGCCAAGCGGUUCACGCGUACGACGUGUACGAUGAGAAUAACGGCGAGGCGUUGAGAGGUUUGUUCAUCAUCGACAAGGAAGGUAUUAUCCAGCACGCGACCAUUAACAACGCGCCGUUUGGUCGCUCCGUCGACGAAACGUUGAGAACGUUGCAAGCGAUCCAGUACGUGCAAACGCAUACGGAUGAAGUUUGCCCGGCGGGUUGGAAACCGGGGGAUGAAGCCAUGAAGGAAGACGUCAAGGGUUCGAAGGAGUAUUUCUCCAAGCUUUAA